Chroicocephalus ridibundus (black-headed gull) is the source of this 2763-nucleotide messenger RNA. RefSeq names its product neural proliferation, differentiation and control 1 (gene NPDC1). Lineage: Eukaryota; Metazoa; Chordata; Aves; Charadriiformes; Laridae. Gene Ontology annotation, cellular component: membrane. The record is from RefSeq and is a predicted model, not a curated record.
GCCCCCGCCCCGCCGCCACCGCCCGCAGCCGCCGCGGUCCCCACGCCCGCCCGUGUCCGUGGAGGAUGGUGGCGGCCCGGGCCCCGCCGCUGCUGCUGCUGCUGCUGCUUCUCGCCGCCCUCGGGGCCUCCCGCCUGCGCCUCGCCCGCGCCGCAGUGUCGUGUCCCCGGAGCCUGGACUGUGCCCUGCAGCGCCGGGAGUUCUGCCCGCCGGGGUCGGGCGCCUGCGGCCCCUGCCUGGCCCCCUUCCAGGAGGACGACCACGGGCGAUGCGUCCAGAAGCAGCACUCACCCAGCGGGCGGACGUCUGUUCCCAGCUUGGAGGCAGAAAUCGAUUUUCUGGCGGACGUGCUGGCCAGGCAGGAGGCUCCUCACCCCCAGCCACUGCGGGAUGGCAAGCCCAGGACCACCCCAGUCCCCACCGGUGGCAGACAGCGCGUGGCCAGCGGGCUGAGAGAGGGACUUCUGCAGCGGGAUGCCGCCGGCAGAAAGGCAGCAGCCGCCCUCCCCACCUCCACCAGCGCCACGGUCCCGAAGUACCCAGUGGAGGCGUCUCCCAUCCCUUCAAAUGACAACGUGGUGCUUGGGCUGAUCGUGGUGUGCACGGUGGCUGGGAUCUCAGCGCUGAUCGUGGCCGCGGUCUGCUGGUGCAGGCUGCAGAAGGAGGUCAGGCUGGCACAGAAAGCAGACUACUCGGCACAGCGAGCGGCCAGCCCCCUGCCCUACGACAAGAUCUCGGUAAGGUGCUCACGUCCCUCCUUGCGGGGUGUUCGGCGCUGGGGUCAGGCGUGGGCUCGGUUGAGGGGCUUCCAACACAGCGGGGGGACACCCGCCUCCAGAGACCGGCCUCCAUGCCUGUCCUUGCUCUCUCCGCAGCCUGGGGACAAGACGCUGGCUCAGAGCGCCCAGAUGUACCACUACCAGCACCAAAAGCAGCAGAUGCUCUCCAUGGAGAAGCAUAAAGAGGAGCCCAAGCUGCCGGAUUCGGCGUCCUCCGACGAGGAGAAUGAGGAUGGAGACUUCACUGUGUACGAGUGCCCCGGGCUGGCUCCGACCGGAGAAAUGGAAGUGAGGAACCCGCUGUUUGACGACUCCUCCUUACACCCCUCCAACCCCAAGUCGCACCAGUAACACCCCUCCUCUCCUCCGCCCGAGCUCGCUAUGGACUGUACGCCCAACGCCGGAGCCCAGCGCGGCCGCCACGCCGGAGGGGCACCCGCAGCUGGGCGAAGGGGCGCGGGCCCCGCUCUGCCAGACUGUUCGACACCUGCCCAAUAAACACCCACUAACAGCUAUGGCAGGGGGGGAUCGCCCCCGUUUCCAGCGUCCUUGUCCUCUUUGCUGCUGUGAUCGCGUCCCUGCCUUGCCCUUCGCCCGCUGCUCUCAGCGACACGCCAGCCCCGGGGUGGGGGGGGAGCGGCACAGAAACUGGGGGGUCCGCAGCGUUGUCUCUUUGCAUUUGGCUUUGAGGAGGGGGCUGCCGCCCUGGCUCUGCGGCUGGGCUGAUGCAACAGCAGCUGGGAAGAGGCCGGAGAGGGGUUUGGAGAGCAGGAGAAGGGCCAGAGGACUCCGGGCAUGCUCGUGUCUGCCGGGGAAGUCGUCGGGGCUGCCGGCCUGCCCAGAGCCCCUCUGCCAGGGAGGGAGUCUUUCCCUGGAGCGGGUGGCAUCGCUAAGGCUCUGGUGCCUGGUCUGCCCCUUCCUCCCCGGCUCGUGCAGCUCCUGGCAGCAGGGCCCUGCUCCGGGACCACGGGCAGGCGCUGGCAUCGCUCCCCGGGAUGCACCUUCAGUGCCGCCCUGUGCCGUGCGCGGCCGGGAGCAGCGGCUCUGCCCUGGCCCCUGCACCGGCUCCGUCCCCUUCUAGGGGUGCCGGUCCCCAGAGGACCCGGCGCACAGACGGUCCCGGUGCCGCUGUGGCCGGAGACCCCAUGCCAGGCUGUGCCAGCGGAGGAUUUCCUUGUGGCAGCCCUGGGCACCAGCUGGGCUCUCACCCCAGCCCUUCACGGGGUGAAUGCUCAGAAAAGGCUCGCGGUUUUGUUUUGAAGCCUGUAUGGCCAUGGGGGAGGAAGGAGUGAGACCGGUGGGGGCUCAGGAGGGGUAGCCAAGGCACAGUGGCUUUGCUGCGCUGCUUCUCUGCCCCACGGAGCCCACGCCUUCUGCAGCAUCCCUGCAGAGCCCGGCCGGCGCUCUCUUCGGGCAUCCUUCUGUGGCAGGACACGGUCUCUGCUGCUCCAUCCCGGCCACCUCCCGGGCUCCAGAGACCCCUGCACCCCUCCGCUGCCCAUGUCUGUGUCCAGGCUCACCAGCCCCCACCGACACGUCUUUGCUCAGCGCCCAGUGCCGUUCCCCAAAGCCUCCCCGGUGCCAUGGCCGUGACCCCUCCAGCGUAAGGCCCAGGAUGAGCUUUGGGUUGCUUUUCACAGAUGUGACUUCAUGUCCAGUCCCUGGCGUGGACUGUCACGACCACAGGUGACCUGUUGCACGCUUGCACGGGGGUGGCCUCUUGCACACAGGGGGGGGCCAUUGCACGCUCAGAAGCCAUUGCAUGUGCAGGCAGGGCAGGCAGAGCAGGCAGGGCCCUGUGCCGUGAGCGGUGGUGGUGUGGGACCGUCCCCGGCGGAGCCGCUGGCAAAGGCCGUCACCGCACAGACCCUCUCCCUGCACUCCGCUCCCCCACCCGUGGGCUGCUGCCCUCCUCCCUGCACCCCUCGUUGUUGUAUGGAUUGUAGUUCUUUUAAAAGGAGAUUUUAUUAAACGAUCAUGUUUG